Molecule: messenger RNA, 3541 nt
Organism: Melitaea cinxia (Glanville fritillary)
Lineage: Eukaryota; Metazoa; Arthropoda; Insecta; Lepidoptera; Nymphalidae
Product: plexin domain-containing protein 2
Exons: 12
Coding region: 190-1836 (548 amino acids)
Source: RefSeq, a predicted model, not a curated record
AGUUAUUUUACUCUUUCUUUGAUAUAAGUGUAUAAUCUAUGGUCUUGAUUGGAUCGCAUUUCGCAUAUCUCGAGUAGCUUUAAACAGAAUAGUUCAAUACGCCAGCGUGGAUAACGUCAAAUUAAAAGGCUAAAUGACGUUACUUUAACAAAAUAUUCACUCGUAGUGGAAUAUUUAAUUUGUCUAAAAAUGGGUUUCUUCCAAGUGAAGUUAAAAAUUAAUUUCGUCAAAACGUUAUUCUUCAUUACGCUUUCUUUUACUUUUGUCGCAACAGAAGGUCCAGAGUAUGUUGUCGGUGACAGUUUGCUGUCUGAGAAGAAACCGGAGUUUAUAGCGUUCGAUCACAACCGACAACGCCGAGAUGUCGAAGUCAAUAAUACAUCUAUUACUACAUCUACAGAAUCGAAUGCUUCCACUGUUGCCUCCACUCCUACUAAGAACCUCAGCAACGUCACUGCUAGUACAGUCAAAAUACUAAACGAGACUGAAAAAACGCCUUCCGGCGCUGUAAUCGAGGUGACGACUAAACCCCUACUUGGAUUCAACAAUUCAGGAAUAUUACAUAUGAAUGUGUCCGAUAACACGCCGAAAGUCAGUGACCCCAUUGUGCCAGAUGACAACACAAAUGAAUUUUUUAAAGAAACUCCAGAAACUAUAAAGGCCGAACAAAAUCUUACACAGUUGACUUAUGAUAAUCACGAUUUCUAUAACAGUUCGUUCAUUGGCAGUGUGGACUAUUUCCAAGAGUACUGGGCAAAUAUAACAAAAUCAAAAUCUGAAAUACAUGAUCUUCUAAGUAAUUCUCAUCGUCGCGCUAGUACUCAAAAACUGAGUUUCGACUUCCCGUUCUACGGUCAUCCGGUGAGGAAUAUCACGGUCGCUACGGGCGGGUUCAUCUAUACCGGAGACCACGUUCACAACUGGUUAGCGGCCACGCAAUACAUCGCGCCGCUCAUGGCCAACUUCGACACCAAGCUGACCGACGAUAGCUUCGUCAAGAUCAGUGACGAUGGUAAUAAAUUCACCGUAUUCUGGGAAAAUGUGACGUUGCAAGAGGAUCCGAGCAAAAAGUUCACAUUCGCCGUGACUCUGUACAAGAACGGUGACAUCGUAUUCGCGUACAAAGAUAUACCGAUGCCGGUGCAGGCUAUCAACGACACCGAACAUCCCGUCAAAGUGGGCAUCAGUGACGCCUAUCUUAACGACAAGAUAUUGUUCUAUGUGAGACGCAAAACGAUAUAUGAGUACCACCGUGUAUCGUUCAAGAACUACGAGAUUUCAAACAACACAAUAUUGAGAUUAGUUGCUCUGCCGACAUGUCUACAGUAUGACUCCUGUCAGAGCUGCGUCAACCACGACACCGGUUUCAAUUGCCUAUGGUGUGAAUAUAUCAAAAAAUGUUCGAGUGGAACAGACCGUAACAAACAAGACUGGCUGCUAAGAAACUGCGAUAAGUCUCCGAUAUCGAAGGAGGAAAGCUGCCCAGCCAGCCCACGCGUGGACCGGCCGGCCGGCGGCAACACCGCCUACACGACCGAUACGCGGACCGCCCAGGACACCGUCGUCAACACCAUGGAGUCCGAGGAGCCAGUAAAGUCUACAUUAAAGCUGCCGACGGGCCCCCCGGCGGCCACCCCCUACUCCUCGUCUCCAGUGGGCGGGGCUGUUGCUGCCUUUGUAGCCAUCGCACUUAUAUGCUCGCUUGGUGCCUGGGUAUUGUACGCGUUCAAGAACCCUCACACCCGCAGCGGACAGAUGCUCAUAAAGUACCGUCCCUCCCAGUGGAGCUGGCGCCGCGGCGAGGCGCGCUACACUGCUGCCACCAUACACAUGUAAAGCGAAUGCUAAACUCGCUGCAGAUUGCUUCGAACACGUUACAUAUCUAAACGAUCCACUAAAACUUACUGUUACUGACCCUGAUUAUAUAUGACCUUGACCAUAUUGUCCUUGUCUAUUGGGGAAUCAGGGCCUAGGAUAGUUAAUAAAAUUAGAUUUUAUAGCAAAUAUUUACGCAAUGAUAUAGAAGGUGCAAAAUUCGCAGGGAGUUUAGGACUAAACGUUUGAUGUCGCUGCUAACAAGUACUGUAGUUUUACUAAUACUCGUCGAAAUAUAUUAUUAUAAUACGAAUACCUAGUAGAUAUUGUAAAAUGUUAUAAUGAAAUCGAAGAAAAAAUAAAAUUAUGUAAGUAGAAGUGGCAAUGUUGUAAAGAAAAAGAAUAAAAGUUUUGUACAAUAAAAGUUACUUAAAUUAAGCACAUUAUGUGCCUUAUUGUAUAGAAAAAAAUUAAGAUGAAAUAAAUCUUUUGUAAUAAAAAUUUACACUUGGGUACAAACCACUGACGUCCUUGGUAAACUUCAUCCUAAAUCGUUAUGAUUAAGGCUCCACUAGCUCAAUCAUAUACUUAACCUUCGUAGCAAUCUGCGCUUAGAAGAUAUAUUUACAUCACGCUAUAAACAUAUAACACGAAACAAAUGCAGCUUACAUGUGCCUUUCGAGUUCCGUAGGACCCACGAAUCUCCGUCCUCAUAUUAAAUAAUUAUAUAUAAGUUAACUAAUUUAAGAUUAUUAAACUUAAUAAUAUAAGAUAGAUUAGACAGAAAUUAAUAUUAUCUUUUGAAUAAUGAUGUAAAAAAUAUUAACUAUGUGUAUUAAUUUUUCUAUUACUUUACGUUUUUCAAAACAUGUGUGUAAAAAGGACAAAAAAUGAUACACCUACGAGGAUACCAACAUAUGUAUAUACAAAUAUAAAUUAUAUAAAUGUCACAGAUUUUCUUUCUUUACUAAUAAUUAUGACGUGACUUUGCAUUUAAUAUAGAUUGAUAAAUUCGUAACGCACAUUGAUCUAAUAUCAAACUUAAUUAUGUAAAGUCUAGAAUGUUUAAUUUUACGAAGUUUGUAUCGAUAUUCAUGUUUAUCGAACUUUGAUGAAAUUAAUGGUUUUUUUAUUUUAUAUACAUACAAAGUUAAAUGUAACCAGCCAUUAAAUGGUAUGCGAGUUUACAUAUAAAAUUAGUACUGAAGUCUUACGGAACUCUAUUUUGAGGUGUACUCAGUGCACGUUUUACCAAAUUUUUAUUUUACACCACUUUUAGGUUAGAAUUGAUAAGGUAUAUUUGUAUGUUACAUACCUAAACGAUCCACUAAAAUAUAUAUUAUAUAUAUCACUAUUAUACAAUGGAUACUAGAGUGAUAUUAUUGUAAAAUAUAUUAUUGCCAAUGUUAUUUUAAUCUGAUUCUUUUCUACAAAGUAUGAAUGGUUUUUGACAAGAAGCGAGAGUACACCAAAGGGAUUUGUAAAAAAAAUAUUUUUUUUUUCUGAUUUUUUUAUACCUAUAUCUCAAAAUAUGACUCAAAGUAACAAGUAAUAACGGGAAUGCUUUGCUUUAUUUUUUAAAUACGAAACCAUUCAUUGCUGUAAUCUUUGGUCCAAUAUAAAUUAUAUUCGAAUGUUUUUUUAUGAAAAUUAUAUACCUACUUAAAAAAUUAUAAUUUUAGGGACCAACUUUAAUUUCUUGAAUAAAAGUGCCGUUAAAUUGAAA